Mugil cephalus (flathead mullet) is the source of this 2283-nucleotide messenger RNA. It is a transcript of the gene marcksa, whose product is annotated as myristoylated alanine-rich protein kinase C substrate a. Gene Ontology annotation, molecular function: calmodulin binding; actin filament binding. NCBI's taxonomy places the organism in Eukaryota, Metazoa, Chordata, Actinopteri, Mugiliformes, Mugilidae. The transcript is spliced from 2 exons. Gene Ontology annotation, biological process: actin filament organization; central nervous system development. Bases 316 to 1125 code for a protein of 269 amino acids. Gene Ontology annotation, cellular component: actin filament bundle; plasma membrane; cytoplasm. The record is from RefSeq and is a predicted model, not a curated record.
GCCCAUUCAUCUCUGCAUUUGGGCGUUGGACUCCGCAUCUUAUUAGCACCAAGGGAAAUUUCUCCAUUUUGCAGCCUGUCUACAACGACACGGCCACCAAUCUGGGAUUUUAUUACUUCUCCUCACCUGACAGUUUUUUUCUUGCAAUUCUGAAAAAUUCUCCUCGCUCUUACUGGACUGCUUUACCCUUCUCCUGUGAACUUUUUUUGUGCAGAGAGGGGGACACAGAGGGAAAGCUUUGCGUUUCAACAAAGAGGCUUGUGGGUCUUUGUUCGUUUUUUGGAUCGGUUGAGUUUCUUUGUUGGAGCGAAAAGCAUGGGAGCGCAAUUAUCCAAGGCACCUGGAAAGGCUGAAACUGCGGCUGAAAAGCCAGGAGAGGCUGCUGCUUCACCCACCAAGACCAAUGGACAGGAAAAUGGCCAUGUUAAAGUUAACGGGGAUGCCUCUCCUGCAGCAGCUGAGAAUGGCAAAGAGGAGGUGCAGGCCAAUGGCAGUGCCACAGCUGAGGAGAGUCCCAAGGAGGAGGCAGAGAAGGCAGAGGCUACCCCUGCCGAGAAGGAGGCCACAGAUGGGGAGAAGGUAGAGGCAGCAUCUCCAGCCACUGCUGAAGAAGAGGCCGCCACCAAGGCCGAGGAUGGCGCCACGCCUUCCACCAGCAAUGAGACUCCAAAGAAAAAGAAAAAGAGGUUCUCCUUUAAGAAGUCAUUCAAGCUCAGUGGCUUUUCUUUCAAGAAGACCAAAAAGGAGACGGGUGAUGGGGCAGAGAACGAGGAAGCAGCCGCUGUGGCAGCAGCACCCGCCGAGGAGGCAAAGGUGGAGAGCACAGAGGAAGUGGCAGCAGCAGCUCCCACUGAGGAGGCCAAGCCCGCCGAGGGGGAGGCUGCACCUGCUGCAGAGCAGGCAAAGGAGGAGGUAGAGGCCAAGCUAGAGGAGCCAGCAGCACCAGCACCAGAGAAGCCUGCUGAGAACCCCAAAGAGGACGCCCCCGCUGAGGAGCCAAAGGUAGAGGAGAAGCCAGCUGAGCCUGCAGCAGAAGAGGCACCAAAAACAGAGGAGGGUGCCCCCACCUCACAGGAAGCAACGUCAGCGGAGGCUCCAGCUGCUGCCACCGAGGCUGCUGAAUAGGAUCUGAAAGAGGAAGAAAUUUUUUUGAAAAAGGAGAAAAAAAAAGAUAAUCAAAAAAACAUUUUCCUGUUUGUACAUUGAAGUGACGCGAGGUCCUGGCUUUGAUGAACUUAUCUACAACCAGGGAUGUUUUAAAGCUUUCCUUUUUUAUUUUUGGUUUCCAUUUCCCCCCUAACACAAAACCCAUCUUGGUCCAUUGUUACUACCAUUCCAACGGGCUAGGGAGGUGGGUGGCUUCAAUAUGUACAACUGAUUAAAUACAUCCACAUUCUGCCAUAUAUUUUUACAUCAGUAUUAAUUUUUAAAAAAAUUUUUUUCUACAAAUGUAAACAAAAUAGUAAGGACAUGCCCAUGGUAUGAAGGAGUGGGGGUUGAGCUGUAAAUGAAGGGUAAAUGGGGGGUGGGAGGGCUGGGAAAUGUGCCACAGACUUAUGAAAAGAGUAGUCUAAAAACUAUGAGACCAAUAUCUAAAUACACCAUAUGGUUUACAACACUAAGUCAUUUUUACAAAAAGACAACAAGUCCCAGACUUAGGUUUUUAGGGAUUCAUAUAAAUUCAUAGGAGCUUUUCACUUCUCAUUAGCUGUCAGUGAUUCAGUAGAAAUACAAGUUGUAUAGGCUUUAUUGUUGUUGGUUUUAUGACCUUAAUAAAAAUGUAAGUAUGUAUAGGCGGGGUGUUUUUAACUGUGAUUAUUGUACAAAAUGAAAUCUUGAUCUCAAGAAGCACAUGAAGUUUGCAGCUCUUUUUUUCCACCCACUCAUUUUUGUAAGAUACCAACACAAACACACAUAAACAAAGACAGAGUCAUCCUGGAAAGCCUUCAUAAGCAUUUUUGAACUCAAAAACCAAGCUGUGAUAAGUGGAAUGGUUAACUGUUUAUAUACUGUGGUAUGAUUUUUUUUUUUUUUUAUUCCAGCAGGCAGUUUUUCCAGUGGUCUUUGACUAAAUUUGAGGAAUCUAUCAGAUGCAAAUGUUUGUGUAGCAUCUUGUUUCUCUCUUUUGUUUCUUUUGUAAAUACUGAAGAAGCUUUGACCAAUUUGACUUAAAGAUGGAAUGUAACUUUGCUUACAAAACAAUUGCUAUUAAACUCCUCUGCUUAAGGUGUUCUAAUUUUCUGUGAGCACACUAAAAGCAAAAAUAAAUGUGAAUAAAAAUUU